AUGCCUAUGUGGAUUUCAAGAGGUACAAGUGUGCCCCUAUCUGAAGAGCAGCUGAAGGGACUUCUCAAGAAAUAUGACACCAACGGUGACGGCAAGCUUAGUAGGAAAGAGCUGAAGGCGGCCUUCAAAAGCCUAGGGUUGCAUUUCAGCAGCUGGAGAGCUAGACGCGCAUUUCGCCAUGCAGAUGCUAACGGAGAUGGAUUUAUUAAUGAAGAAGAGAUGAAUGAGCUUGUCAAAUUUGCUUCCAAAUGGGGAUUUACUAUCGGCAAAGAAGAAGACAAUGGCGGAGAAGAAGCUGCCAAAAUGGUUGAUGCGGACGAUGAUGAUAACGGUGAAGUGAUCAGAUUGAGCAAGAAGAAACCCGGCCAGACCCGGACCACGGCGAGAAUGAUGUUGAGCAGCGAUGUUGCCCAGCUAGAUUUCGUCAACGGCGAUGAGAAAGGGGGGCUCGGUUGUUGA
Molecule: messenger RNA, 459 nt
Organism: Cornus florida
Lineage: Eukaryota; Viridiplantae; Streptophyta; Magnoliopsida; Cornales; Cornaceae
Product: probable calcium-binding protein CML10
Exons: 2
Coding region: 1-459 (152 amino acids)
Molecular function (GO): calcium ion binding
Source: RefSeq, a predicted model, not a curated record